This is a messenger RNA of Psilocybe cubensis, 3534 nucleotides long. RefSeq lists its product as uncharacterized. Gene Ontology annotation, cellular component: cytoplasm. The coding region runs from base 1 to 3534 and encodes 1177 amino acids. The transcript has a single exon. Gene Ontology annotation, molecular function: ubiquitin protein ligase activity. Gene Ontology annotation, biological process: protein ubiquitination. NCBI's taxonomy places the organism in Eukaryota, Fungi, Basidiomycota, Agaricomycetes, Agaricales, Agrocybaceae. The record is from RefSeq and is a predicted model, not a curated record.
AUGGACCCUCACAAUUUAUCCAAUACAAUUUCAGAUCCCACCGACAUCCCAGGUGCUCAGAGCACCGAACUACACCAGAAUGGGGGCGUAACCAACCCCACCGCUACCGCAUUGGAGGGUCUCCAUCCCCAGACUUCGGCUGACUCAGAAGCUCAACAGUCAUUCGCAAACGACGACGACGUGCAAAUGGACUACGACGACUUGCCCCCACUUCAAGAAGUCUCAGACUCAUCAGACUCCGAAUCUGAAUCAGAAUCGGAUAGAGAUGCCAAUGAGGUCGAAAUGCAGGCAGUUGACCAGAAUGAUGAAGACGCAUGGAUCGACGUCGAUACUCCACCCAAUGCUCCUUCUUCAUCAUCCACACCCAGGCCCUCGCUAUACUCCACCACAUCACGCCCAACUGGUAACAGGCGUGCACGGGUAGAGGAUGACCAGGACGAGGAGCGUGAUCGAAGGCACCCCUCACAGCGAGUAAGCAGUAGCACCAGAAACAAUUCUUCUGCAACCUUCUCCUCUUCCCAGACAGGUGCUAAUUUACCGCAGGUCCAAACACCCGCAACUAACCCCACCAUUCCUCAUAUCCACCGUCACAUCAUCCGCGCCAGUUUCAAUGUUGCCGGAAACCUCGACAUAAACAAUAAUGCCAAUGCCCUCCGUUUAUUCCAACACUUAAUCUCACCACCUGUUAACACCAACAAUAAUGCUACCUCGAAUCAGAAUAAUAACAAUAAUCCUCCUAAUACCGAGAACCCUGAGGGCGGGGUAGCGCCACCACCGCCGCAGCAACCAGAGCUUCCGCAGCAACCAGGAAACAAUGGGCCACCUAUCGAAGGAAUGGCACUUUCCUUUGAGAUUGGUCCAGGAUUUACUUUUCCCAUCGGUGUUGAUCCCCAAGCAAAUCCGCCAACAGCAAAUCCAGGAGCGCACGAUGCUCACACUCAUCAACACCCCCCGCGCGCCGGUGGACCUUUGGCGGAUAUCCUUGGUCUUCUAGGUCGAUUGGGUGGUGGCCUUGAUGGCGAAACUUUCAUCAAUUUCGGCAACAUGGGCUUUGGCCUAGGCAUGCAUCAAGAGAAGGAUGAUCCUGAGAGAGCGAAGAGGCUUGUUGAUGGUCUCGAGGUCGUGCCUGUUGGUCUGGUCCGCAGACUGGAACGUGUCGGUGGUGCGGGUAGUGCUUCGGGCGAAGAACCUGCCAACGGCGGUGACGCAGGCUGUGCUAUCUGCUGGGACAAACUGUUAGACGGAGACGGUGAAGGUUUCGGCAAGGAGAAGAAAGAGGGAUCUGCCGAGGAAGGAUCAUCAUCGUCAGCUUCGGAGACCGUUCAGCCCAAGAUCGUUUCCCUCCCCUGUGCUCAUGUUUUCCAUGCCGAUUGUCUCCUUCCAUGGUUUGCUCGGCCCAGACAUACCACUUGCCCGACUUGCAGAUUCAAUAUUGAUCCCGAAAAUCUGACUCAUGCGUCAAUGCGCAGAAGGGAAAGGAGAGAGCGAGCUGCUGCGCGUCAGGCAGAAGAGGGCGAGAAUGCAGUUGAUGGGGAAGCCCCUCUCGAGCAUGGACCAGAGAACAUCGCCGAUGAGUUGGAAGAAAAUAUUCAGCCUAUUCCGGCGUUCGUCGAUAUCUUGGGUCCUGGAACAUUAGCGACGCCGGAGGAAGUGAGCGAGGAGCGACGUCAAAUGAUGGAAUUCAUUCGCCUCAGAAACAACGGUGUUGCUCAUCCCCCCCAAACCUCUGGCCCAUCUGGACGCACGCCAACAGUCCGAGCCCAUUCUGCACCUCCAGAAUCUGUUGCUACCAAUGCCCCUGCCGCCGAUGCUGCAACUCAUACUGCAUCUGAUGCAAGCACGUCCAAUAUUGCUCAUCCCAUUCCUUCUGUCCCUAUAGCGGCCAGUACUCUUCCUCGGACACCAACUGUUCUUCGAGCACCGCGAGCGAAUAUUGGAAUUUUGCCUAUUCCUGUCGUAAUUCCUAUCCAGAUCCCAGCUCCAGCUAACGCUGCAGCGGGCAAUCCAACCGGUAAUAGACGAAUGUUUAUUGUAAGACGACCUAGACGUACUGACCAUGUCAUCUCUUCAGCUGCACCCCAUACUCCUCAGCAAAACACGUUCUUUGCCCAGCCGCGACAGGAAGGUGAUUUUGGUAAUUUCCUGUCUCACAUGCUUGGGGACAUUCGACAACCGGUACCUUUUAAUUCCCUUUUCUCGGGCUUCACUCUUAAUCUUCAACAGCCACCCACACCUCAAUCCGCUCAAGCGACACCCCAACCUGCUACGUCCGGGAAUGCCCCCACUGGAGGAUCAAUGGCAGGUAAUUACUUUAGAUAUCACCAUUCGCCUGGUGUGAUUGCUUACCGACCUCGAACACCCAUUCCUCUAUUGCGAUCCCAUUUUGCAGGUCCUCAACUUGCUGGUACUCCAGGGACGACAGCACAGUCUCAAACCCCACAACCUAAUGCAACCAACUCGGCUCCAGGAAACCAGGCCAUGCCCCAGGCCGCUAAUGGAAUCCCUCCCAAUAUGCCGAGAAAUGUGAUGGAAAUACGGGUUGACAUGAUCUUCGGUCCUGGUGGGGCUUUCUCCGUCCCCGUUGGCAACCAACCAGGUGGAGCUGUACAAGUAGGAGGCCAGGUCCCUAAUCAAGACGGUCACAAUGCCCAUGCACCGCCGAACGGAAAUACCAAUGAUGCACUGCGUCGCGAAAUAGAGGCACGUCUUUUCGAUCUCAUGGCGAACAGAAGGCCUGGUGCCGGUCAGCGAGUACCAGGACAACAACAAGAGGGUCAACCCAUUGCCACGCCACCUACCCCCCAACAGCCCGGUCAACAGCAGCAAGCACAACCAAUUCCUUUCGGUGAUGCGAACCCUCCUGGUGCCAAUCCGGGAAUGAACAUGCACUUUACUGGAGCUGGUCGGUCGAUAUCUGAGGCAUUCUCUCAGAUGCUCAAUGGUUUGAGAACUCAACAACCUCGGGGCGCUCCUGCUGCACAGCCUCAGCCAGAGGAUGGUCAACAGCAGGCCCAACCGAAUGCAGAUGCCGCUCCUCAGGCUGAGCCGCAGCAACAGGCUCCUCCUCUUCUGCAUAGAUUGGGUCCUAUGGGUAUGGCACAAGACUUCACUGACUUAUUUGGUGGUGGAUUCCCGGAACAUCGUGCUCCUCGUCCUAGAAAGGAUUGGACACUCCCCCCUGCACCUGGACCUACGCUUCGACAACGAAUUGAGCGUCGCGAGCGAGAGGCUGGGUUGAGGUGCCAUGAUGUUAGCUGCGGUAUCGGACCAUCUGACGAAGACCCCUAUGGUACCGAAAUUGCAGGAGCUGCAGCUGGUAUGAAGCAGCUCUCUAUCAUGUCGAAGGAGGAUAAGAGCGAACUCUGCUCGCAUACUUUCCAUGGCCCUUGUCUUGUUACGGCAGAGAGGGUUGCACUACGAGGUGCGGAUGCCAUCAUCGAAGAUGGUAAUGUGGAAGUCUCAUGUCCCGUAUGCCGGGGCACUGGAUGCGUCUCGAAGGCGGACUGGGACGAAGGUGUUGUAGCGCUGCUGUAA